Molecule: messenger RNA, 3136 nt
Organism: Pyricularia oryzae 70-15
Lineage: Eukaryota; Fungi; Ascomycota; Sordariomycetes; Magnaporthales; Pyriculariaceae
Exons: 7
Coding region: 798-2864 (688 amino acids)
Biological process (GO): amino acid catabolic process
Molecular function (GO): L-amino-acid oxidase activity; polyamine oxidase activity
Source: RefSeq, a predicted model, not a curated record
AAGCCUCAGGAGUUUAGAAAAUACCCUCCAAUGAACGAUUCCGUCUGUCUCUUUACGCAAUACCAUAAAUGUCGAGUAUCCAUAGUAACUCGUACAAACAAAGUGGUUGGGAAUCUUCAGUGGGUCACUAUCGUCAUGAGUGGCGCCCCCCUUGGAUAAGAUAAAAGAUGACUAUAUGCACCGCCGUCACAUCGCCUUCCACCCCACUGAUAACGUCCUACCUCGGUGAGAUUUCACUAGUUCUGGUCUAGUCGGUGGGCUCCGUACCCCAGCCGGGCUCCGAUGACAAAGUCCUAUCAAACCGACCAGCAAGCGCGCGGCUUUUCCGACACCCCCCAAAAAAAGGACCGUCGGGUUAUCAUAUCCGAUCCUUAUCGGGAGAGGAUUAUAAACAUGCACGGUUUUCUCUCUAGCGCAUUUUCGAACGUCCACUUUGCAAGAGUGCAUCUCCAUUCGCUUGGCAGGGCGGCCAAUAGCCUUGGCUCGAUCUGGAUUCAUAUCAGGACCAACACCUCGCCGACCCGCCGACUCCAACGUUCCGCGCUCCUGUGGAUGCCCGUUCGUGAAGCCGACGAUAUCCUCGGGGGUAGUUCAUCAUUGGCAAUAACGCGAAUGCAUUACCAGGGUGAUGAUUGUGACGAUGGAACUGCGGUAUUUUUCCCUGGCGAGAACGUAGGCAGUAGGCUGUCCGUAAGAAUGACUAUAAAUACUGGACUUGGCGUCGAACCUGCGACUUCUAUUAUGCUGUCUUCCAGGCGCAGCCCAUUUUGACAGCAGCUUCGAGUCAAAACAGCAUCAUGAAGGCGGUAUUGGUAACAGCCCUGUUCGGCCAACUGGCCCGGUCAUCCCCCAGGCCCGUCCUGCCCGUCGACAUAGACACCAAGGCAGCCUUGAACUCGCGCCUGGCCAACGUCUACCUCUCGUCCAGGUCGGCCGAGUCGGCCCCGGCCGGUGCGCUGACUUACACAUAUGGCGAGUGCACGUCGGAGAGCCACCAAGACGCGCACCACGUGAUUGCGACUGCUUCAGGCCCUACAAGCUCCGGCGAGAGCAGGUUGGCAUGGAGCAUCCCCGAGGAUGCCAAGUCGGGUGGCUGCAUAUCUGCAUGGGACUCUGCGGGCCGGCUCGUCGGACGCAGUGGACCCCAGACGAUGCAUCCGAGCAGGAGCCGGAAAGCCAAGCGCGGCAUCGUCAUGUCGCAGACCGAUGGCUUCGAUACCCUGGGACCGUGGUUCGACGGCGUUACCCAUCUCGAGGCAAAGAACCUGAGUGUCGUGGAUGCCGAGGCUGCCAAGGCGUCCAAGGUUGGAAUUGUUGGUGCUGGCAUGUCCGGUCUCAUGACAUACCUCGUCCUGACCCAAGCCGGCAUGAAGAACCUCGAGAUUAUCGAGGCCAGCUCCAGACUAGGCGGCCGCGUCCACACGGCAUACCUGUCUGGUGGACCCUCGGGCUUCCAGAACGGAACCUUUUCCUACCAGGAAAUGGGACCGAUGCGAUUCCCCGCCACCAUCGAGCUCAACAACCAAACGCUCAACAUCAGCGACCACCAGCUCGUCUUUGACCUUGCCGAAGAGAUGAACCGUCUCAACGGUCACUCCAAGAACCUCAGCAUCGACUUCAUUCCCUGGUACCAGUCCUCGCAGCAGGGACUGUCAUACAAGAACUCCAUCAAGCUGCCGAGCGGCAUCGCGCCCACCCUUGCAGAGGUCGCCCAGAAUGCAUCCUUGAGGGUCGACCUGGAGAUGGACGACUCCACUGCAGCGCUCAGCGCCAAGGUGGACGCGCUGGAGACGAACGAGGAGUUCUAUGCAGAGAUUGCAAAGAACAUGCACAAGGCCCAUAGUGAUUUCAUUCACAACAAGGUCCCAGGUGAAUUCGGCGGUCGUUGGAGUGAGUUUGGCUACAUGGUCAACUACUUGAACCAGACGCUGAACGACACAAGCAUGGUCGUUGGUUCUGGAUCGUCAGACUUUUGGGAUACUCUUUACGAGGGCAUGUACUUUACCGCCUCGUCGUACAAGACGGUCAACGGUGGCCUGAACCGUAUCCCAGAGAGCUUCCACCCGUUGGUGGACAACGCUACCACUCUAGGGCGCAAGAUUGAGCGCGUGCAGCGCGACAAGGCGACGGGCAAGGUGACGCUGCAGUGGCGCGACAGCUUCAAGGAUGCCCAGUUCAAAUCAUCGACAUAUGACUAUGCCGUAUUGGGCGUGCCGUUCUCUGUGUUGAAGAACUGGCGUUUCAGCCCGCCCUUGAUUGGUACUAUCGCAAACGCCAUCGCGCAGGUGCCAUACAACGGAGCCUGCAAGAUCGCAUUGGAGUUCAGCGAGCGCUUCUGGGAGACGAAGCUUCCCAACCCCAUCUAUGGCUCAUGCUCGACUACCACAGAUAUCCCAGGUAUUGGCAGCAUCUGCUACCCAUCCUACGAUAUCAACGGCACCGGCCCCGCCUCCAUCCUCGCCAGCUACAUUUCUUCGGACCAGUUUGGAAUCCGCAUGGCAUCGUUGAGCGAGGAGGAGCACGUGCAGUAUGUGCUUGACGCCAUGCUCGAGAUACACGGCCCUGCCGCCGAGGGUCUGUACACGGGCAAGUACAACCGAAAGUGCUGGUACCAAGAUCCGCUGGAGUCGGGCAGCUGGGCAUCCCCUCUUGCCGGACAGCACGAGCUCUUCAUUCCAGAGUACUUCAAGACCCAUGACGGUGUCAUCUUUGUCGGCGAGCACACUUCGUACACCCAUGCUUGGAUCUCCUCGGCUCUCGAGAGCGGUAUUCGGGGAGGUGUACAGCUAUUGCUCGAACUCGGGCUUGUGGAUGAAGCAAAAGCCGUUGUUGACAAGUGGAUGGCUCGCUGGAUUGAAAUCUAAUAAUAUUGGACACAGGAUGUAUGCCAAGGAGAGGCCACGAGAAAUGAACAGGAUAUAUAUGGUAGAACUUAGAUAGGUCAAGCGCCUUCCAGGUCACCCAGUCAAUGCGACUCUUCGCCAAGACAAACACUCCCCAAACGCCAUGCCAUGCCCAGAGUAAACCAUAUUAAAAAAUAUCAAAAUCUUAUCUCGUAACUUCCAGCUCUGCUCAGGUAUCGCACCCACUUGACACUGCUGUAGUUGCUCUUCUCAAAGACCUUGAGAUAUCGCAC